Molecule: messenger RNA, 2124 nt
Organism: Saxophila tyrrhenica
Lineage: Eukaryota; Fungi; Ascomycota; Dothideomycetes; Mycosphaerellales; Extremaceae
Exons: 6
Coding region: 1-2124 (707 amino acids)
Molecular function (GO): carboxypeptidase activity
Source: RefSeq, a predicted model, not a curated record
AUGGUGAAGUCUUUGUUGAUCGCGGGACUGUUGGCUACAGGCCUGGAAGCUUGCCAGCGGAAACGGACUUUCAACCACCAUGAUGGAAAAGCUAAACGUACUCUCACGCCGCGAGCACCAUUGUCGGCGGAUGAAUCGUUGAUCAUCAGCUCAUUCGACGCUAAUAGCAUUGAUGACUGGUCCUACUACUACACUCAUGGCCUUCACUUGGCGGGCACAAACAGAAGCCAGGCCCAGUGGACAGCUGAUCGCUGGAGCGAGGCAGGCUUCAAUACCAGACUUGACACCUACAACGUGUUUCUCGACUACCCGAUCAACAAGUCGAUGGUCAUGACUUACGGCAACGGCAGCGUCUACAGACCUUCGUUGGAGGAAGACGUACUGCCAGAGGAUCCUACAACCGGAUAUCCGAAUCGUACACCUACUUUCCAUGGCUACUCCGCCAGCGGUGCUGCAAGUGGAAAGCUCGUGUAUGUCGGUUUGGGACAACAGGAUGAUUUCCAGAGAUUGAUCGACCUAGGAGUUCCACUCGAAGGCAAUAUCGCCAUUGCUCGCUACGGAGGUCCCUUCCGAGGGCUCAAGGUCAAGAACUCGCAAGCCCACGGCAUGCUCGGUUGUAUCAUCUUCACCGACCCUGAUGACGACGGCAACAUAACUGUGGCAAAUGGCUACGCUGCUUAUCCCGACGGCCCUGCCAGGAACCCUACCAGCGUUCAGCGAGGCAGCGUGCAGUUCUUGUCAACCUACCCUGGCGACCCAACGACACCAGGCUAUCCCUCAAUCGACAACCCAGUCCGUGCGGAUCGAUCUUCUGUAGUGCCGCAAAUUCCUUCUAUUCCCCUCUCGUACCAAGAUGCCCAGCCAAUCUUGCAAGCUAUGGACGGCUUCGGCACACCUGGCAAACAGGUCGGCAGGGAGAAUUGGGUUGGAGCGUUGAACGCUUCUUACUCCACUGGCCCAAGCGACGCCACCAUUGACAUGAGCAACUACAUGCGAGAUACUUACACUGAUCUCUGGAAUGCCAUUGGCGUAAUCAACGGAACGAAUGCUGACGAAACGAUUGUGAUUGGUAACCACCGCGACGCCUGGAUUGUCGGAGGAGCUGCCGAUCCUAACAGCGGCACUGCUAUCAUCGUGGAGCUGGGCAAAGUAAUGGGAAGACUGAUGCAGAAUGGCUGGCAACCAAAGCGAAACAUCGUCCUCUGCUCAUGGGAUGGAGAGGAGUAUGGUCUCGUUGGCAGCACCGAGUGGGUGGAGCAAUACAUCCCCUGGUUGACCGGGACGGCAAUGACAUACCUGAACAUCGAUGUCGGCGCCAGCGGGCCGCAUCCGAGUAUCUCUGCCACACCAGAGCUCCAUCAGGUGGCUGUGGAGCAAAUGCAUAAGGUCAUGUGGGAGAGCCUGCGAGGGAACAGGACGAUGUACGAUGUCUGGCUCGAAGAUACUGAAGGCGAAGUCGGAGUGCUAGGCAGUGGUAGCGACUACACCGCCUUUCUGCACAAAGGAAUGGCAUCCAUGGACAUGGGCUCCGACGGCGACGUCGAUGCUGGUGACCCGAUCUACCACUACCAUUCAAACUAUGAUAGCUACCACUGGAUGGCCAACUUCGGCGACCCAGGCUUCCUCACACACAAGAACAUGGGCCAGUACCUCGGACUUGUGGCCUACCACCUUAUAAGCGAAGAGUUCGUCCCGCUCCAUCCGCUCAACUACGCCACGCAAAUGGACCUCUAUUACCAGGACCUCCGCGAUGUCAUUGGCAAUGCUUCGCAAGAUGUCGAUACGAGCGAGUUGCGUGAUGCGAUCGAUACCUUCCGCUCGCAAGCGGAGCAGGCUCAAGCGCUGGUGCAGCAGGCGAUGAGCAGUGGUGAUGCUGACUUGACAAAGGUUGUGAACGACAAGUAUCGUGACUUCCAGAGAGGUUUUACGAGCCAGGGUGGGCUGCCCAAUAGGGAGUUCUACCAGCAUGUCGUGUUUGCGCCGGGGUUGGAUACCGGAUAUGCGCCAGUGACAUUCCCAGGUAUCACUGAGUCAGUCGAGGCUGGUAACUUUACUCUUGCAGAAGACUGGGUUGGGAGAACCUCGAGGGCCAUUCGUGUUGCUGGCAAUAUAUUGAAGACGUGA